Molecule: messenger RNA, 312 nt
Organism: Mycena indigotica
Lineage: Eukaryota; Fungi; Basidiomycota; Agaricomycetes; Agaricales; Mycenaceae
Exons: 2
Coding region: 43-312 (89 amino acids)
Source: RefSeq, a predicted model, not a curated record
UGCAAUUUCGAGCCUUCGUUCCAAUUGAGGCUGUACCUGCAGAUGGAGUCCACAGUGUUGCAAAACCUUCACAAUCCAGUCGAGGUGCGAGCGCUAGGUAAGAAGCACUCAUCGUCGUUCCCGAUCUCUGUGAACAAAGCAGAACUGUACCUUGCGAUUAUGAAUAAAGGCAUGAAAGAAACGUUGCAAGAUUUCGACUCCCAAGUGUCUGGCGAGGACCCGCGACAAGAAGAGGCAAAAAGUAAACGACUUGCGGGCAGCGCCGACGAGUUCAUUGAAGUGGGAGUGGCUUUCUGCCUUGGAAGGAACUAG